GACGCGACAUUCUCGGGGGCCGAGCGCGCCGCGUCCACCCACAGCUUGCCCAAGGCUCAACAUCUCCAGGUGCGACUCUCAUAGAAACGAGCCCUGGUGCUCUUCUUGCCCACCAUCUCCUCCUUCGGUCGUGCCAGCCUCUGAGCCUUUGGACGGCUAUCCCACGUGCGGCUCCCAGAGGCCAAAGAUCAAGGUCAUGUCGGACAUCACCAUUGACGCCGAAGUCUUCGGACGGAGGGCCGCAGCCCUCCAGUCGGCUUGGAAGAACGCGCACAAGAAAGAGAAUUACGAAGCCAUUCGAGAUGUCGACGUGGUUCUCGCCGCGAUGGGAGCACAGAACGAGGACUUGCCCUACAGCAAGACGACUACGCUACAUAUCUGGCUGCUCGGGUAUGAGUUCCCAUCGACGCUCAUUAUGCUCACGAAAGACAAGAUAACAUUCGUCACCUCUGGCCAAAAAGCCAAGCUGCUCGAACCGCUCAAAGACAACAAGUCCGGAGUCAAGGUCGAUAUUAUGAAGCGGACAAAAGACGAUGCAGCCAACAAAGAGACCUGGAAAGACUUGAUAGGCCGGAUCGAAAAGAGCACUUCCGGAACGAAGAUCGGCAUCUUCCCAAAAGACAAGCCAAUUAGCAAAUUUGGUGAAGAGUGGGACGCAGUUUGGGCGGGAGCCAUCAAGGAACACUCUUUCGAGUCGGUCGACGUUGGCCCUGCAUUUGGCUCUGUGUGGGCGGUAAAGGACCAGGAAGAGCUCAAAUUGAUCAAGACCGCCGCGCGAAUGUCGACUGGCGUCCUCAAAGAAUACUUUGUCGAGGAGAUGUCGACGAUCCUCGAUGAGGGCAAAAAAGUGACACAUGAGAAGCUGGCAGCACGGAUCGAGUCCAAGCUGGAGGAUGCUGCGUUUUGGAAGAAGAUCAAAGGAUUGCAGGAUGCCGACCUCGGCUUGGCAGAUUGGUGUUACACACCUAUCAUCCAGUCAGGUGGCCACUAUGAUCUUCGGACCUCGGCGCAAAGCAACAACAAGCGGCUCGAGGGCGCAGACGGCGGAGGAGUCGUCAUCGCGUCCAUGGGCAUCAAAUACAAGUCGUACUGCACCAACGUCGGCCGCACAUACCUAAUCGAUCCGCACAAAAAGCAGUCCGCAGCCUACGCCCUUCUGCUCGAGGUGCAACAAGAAGUCGCUGAGAAAAUCCUACGAACAGGUACUACAGGCAGGGACGUCUACAACGGAGCGCUCGACUUUGUCCGCAAGCGCGAUGCCAAGUUGGCCGACUCGUUCGUCAAGUCGAUCGGCUUUGCCAUCGGCAUCGAGUUCCGCGACUCGUCUUACCUGCUCGGGCCAAAAAACACACGCUCGAUCGAAGCGGACAUGACCUACAACCUCACUAUUGGCUUUCAGGACAUUCCCGAUCCGAACCACUCUGGCCAGACAUACUCGCUGCUGCUCGUCGACACUGUGCGCGUCAACGAAGGGCCAGCGACGUUCAUGACGGAGCGCGUCAAGUCCACUUCGGACUUGAGCUUCUUCAAGGAGGAGGACGAGGAUGCAGAUGAGGCGAAGGAGUCCAAGAAGGGAAAGAAGGGUAAGGCGCGCGGUGAUGACGACGACGAGUUUGAGGAGGAGGGCCACAUUACGCGCGGAGGCAAAGUUCUACGCAGCAGAGGAGGCGACUCGAAAAUCGAGAAUGUCGACAACCGCAUCCGCGACCACCAGCGCGAGCUGGCCCAGCAGAAACAGGAGGAAGGGCUGGCGCGCUUUGCGGAGGACGGGGCGGGGGAAGAGAAGCAGAACGGAAAGGUGUGGAAGAAAUUCGAGAGCUACAAGCGCGAAGAUCGGCUGCCGUCCAAGACGCAGGAUCUGAAGAUCCUGCUAGACCGGAGCGCUCGCUCUGUCAUCCUUCCCAUCUACGGAUACGCUGUCCCUUUCCACAUCAAUACGAUCAAGAACGUCAGUAAGAGCGAGGAAGGCGAGUGGACGACGCUGCGAUUUAACUUUAUCACCCCGGGCCAGAUUCUCGGCAAGAAGGAGGACCAGCCGUUUCAGGAUCCCGAUGCAACGUUCGUGCGCAGCAUGAUCUUCCGGUCACAGGACACGUUCCACUUCGGCGAGCUGUACCGGGACAUCACCGAGUUCAAGAAGAUGUCGACGAAGGAGGAGGCGCAGAAGAAGGAGCUGGCCGAUGUUGUCGAGCAGGACAAGCUGCAGCUGAACAAGAGCCGUCCGAUCAUUUUGCGCGAGGUGUUCCCGCGCCCAGCGCUCGAAGGCAAGCGCGUGCCUGGCGACCUCGAGAUCCACCAAAACGGUAUCAGGUUCAGCUCCCCGCUCAAGGAGCAGCGCAUCGAUAUUCUCUUCAGCAACAUCAAGCACCUCUUCUUCCAACCGUGUGACAAGGAGCUGGUCGUCAUCAUCCACAUGCACCUGAAAUACCCCAUCAUGGUCGGGAAGAAAAAGGCGCGCGAUGUACAGUUCUACCGUGAGGCUUCGGACGUGCAGUUCGACGAGACGGGCAACCGCAAGCGCAAAUACCGUACCGGAGACGAGGACGAGAUCGAGCUCGAACAGGAAGAGCGACGACGGCGGCAUCAACUCAACAAGGAAUUCAAGGCGUUUGCGCAGAAGAUCGCAGAAGCGUCUGACGGGCGGUUCGAAGUCGAUACGCCAUACCGAGAGCUGGGCUUUAACGGCGUGCCCUUCCGCAACAACGUCUUCCUCAUGCCGACGACCGACUGCCUCGUCCAUCUGACUGAGCCGCCUUUCUUUGUCGUCACUCUCUCCGAUGUGGAGAUUGCGCACCUUGAGCGAGUACAGUACGGACUCAAAAACUUUGAUCUCGUCUUUGUUAUGCGAGACUUUUCCAAAGCGCCGGUGCACAUCAACUCGAUCCCCUCGCAAGCACUUGACAGCGUCAAAGAAUGGCUCGACUCGGUCGACCUUCCUGUCACCGAGGGUGCGGUGAACCUCAACUGGACGGCGAUCAUGAAGACGGUGCAGGAGGACCCGUACGCAUUCUUUGAGGAGGGAGGAUGGGGCUUCUUGCAGGCGCACGGCGACGACUCGGACUCGGCCAGCGAGUCGUCGCAAGGGUCCGACUUUGCAGACGUCAUGGAUGACGUGAGCGAAGUCGACUCGGAAUCCGACAGCGACGGCAGCGACUUUGGCGCGUCCGAGGAGGACGACGGCAGCGGCAGCGGCAGCGCGGCCUCGUUCGAUGAGUCCGAAGGCGAGGACUGGGACGAGCUGGAACGAAAGGCGGCGAAGGCGGAUGACAAGCGUCGCCACGAAAAAGGUUACGACUCGGACGACGAUGGAAAGAAGCGCAAAGGCAAGAAGAAGUGAUCUUCGUUCCUGUAUCAUAGGUGCUGUGCUGCAAGUGCCAUGCCACUCUACACACAUUAACCCCGAAAAUGC
Messenger RNA from Tilletiaria anomala UBC 951, 3409 nucleotides. RefSeq names its product putative SPT16-general chromatin factor. The record is from RefSeq and is a predicted model, not a curated record. Gene Ontology annotation, biological process: transcription elongation by RNA polymerase II; positive regulation of transcription elongation by RNA polymerase II. The coding region runs from base 197 to 3337 and encodes 1046 amino acids. Gene Ontology annotation, cellular component: FACT complex. The transcript is spliced from 4 exons. NCBI's taxonomy places the organism in Eukaryota, Fungi, Basidiomycota, Exobasidiomycetes, Georgefischeriales, Tilletiariaceae. Gene Ontology annotation, molecular function: nucleosome binding.